ACUUUGAUUGGGCGGGAAAGGAAGGUGUGGCGAAAUAUCCAUAUAUAAUGAAUGAAGUUGUACCUUGGUCAGAUGGUGUGCAGAAUGGUGAAGUGAUCAAAAAGGAGCAUGAUUGGGAUAUUCUGCACAGAUCUAUUCAUGAUCGGUUCUAA
Molecule: messenger RNA, 152 nt
Organism: Paraglomus occultum
Lineage: Eukaryota; Fungi; Glomeromycota; Glomeromycetes; Paraglomerales; Paraglomeraceae
Source: the annotation of a GenBank genome assembly